AUGGCGCCGCGUUCGUCGUCCACCUCGCCCACCAAGAAGUCCGCCGCCGGUGGCCACAAAAAGAACAGCAGCACCAGCAGCAACAGCAGCAAGAUCGCGCUGCCCCGCAAGUCCAUCCCGGCGCCACUCACGCGGCUCAAGUUCAUCCCCCAGCGCACCAGCACCGCCGCCCGCCAGCAACGACCCGCUUCCCUCGCGCAGGCCGGCCCCAGCAGGGCCACCAGCAUCAGGAUGUCGCCCUCUCCCACCAAGCUCAUCCCCGCCGCCGGCGCUGCCGCUACUGCCGUCUCCUCCCCCAACCCAUCUGCUGCUGGUCCGCUGUCGCCCGGAGGCGCCGCGGGCUUGAGGCAGCUCCGGAUCCUCAACGCCUCGACGGUCGACCUGCCGGGCACAGCUGGUAGCCCUGAUGCUACCGCUGCUCCCACUCCCGCUACCACCUCUCCCGCCGAGCGCUCCCCGCCGCCCUCCCGCCUGCCCCUCGCCAUCGUGCCCCCGAGCAGGAAGCCCGUCCCGCCCGUGCGCAACCCAGCGCGGCCUCCGCCGGUCAUCAACCAAAUCUCGCCCAUGGGCACCACCACCACCUUCAUCUUCCCUGCCCCGCCCACGGGCCCGGUGCCCCCGGUCCGGCCCCCGCUGCCGCCGCCGUCGCUGUCCACAACCUCCAAGCUCCCCCGCGUCCGCGGUGUCUCCCCGCCGUCUCCAGCCACAACCUCCUCCAAGCUCCCCCGAGUCCGCCGCGGCAUCUCUCCGCCGUCUCCGCCUCCCGGUUUCGCCCCGCCGCAUCUGCCGCCCGCCGCGUACAUCCCUGCCGGCGCGCGCCGUGGCGUCUCGGCGCCGAUUAGGUUCCUUGCUGGCAGCGAUGCUGGUUCUCUCCUUGCGCCGCCGGCUGUUAAUGGCCGUGGCCGUGGUCGUGGAGGAAUGCCGGCGCCUGGUCGUGGUAGUGGCCACGGCCGCGGUAUGCCGCCCCGCUUGCCCAUUCCGAACUUCUCGCGUCCGCUGUGGCGCGUUCGUGGCGGCGCUUGGCCGCGGCGGUCGUCGUCGAUGCCGGUGGCGCCGGCGGGACCGGUGGGCGUUGCCUUCUCCCAGUCGCUGCCGGGGAGGCUGAGUGCGCUGCCGGAAGCGGGCCUUGUGCCUUUCCAGCAGCUGGGCGAGGAGAAGAAGGAAGAGGGAGAGGAGGGAGCGGCUUGGCCUCUGGCUGACAAGCCGCUGCCGCCUCUUCCGAAGAAGGACAACUAG
Molecule: messenger RNA, 1236 nt
Organism: Lasiodiplodia theobromae
Lineage: Eukaryota; Fungi; Ascomycota; Dothideomycetes; Botryosphaeriales; Botryosphaeriaceae
Exons: 1
Coding region: 1-1236 (411 amino acids)
Source: RefSeq, a predicted model, not a curated record